AUGACAGAUAUAUACUUCUUUACGCGUGCUUAUCUGUACCUGGCAUAUGAGAAUAUUAAUGUCUGCACUUUCCAUUUGGAGAAAACUCUUUUGAGUCUACAUCUGCCAGCUACCCAACUGUCUAGCUGCAAUUUUUUGCAGGGCCUAACCGCGUCCCAAGACUAUAUACUUUUUAUGUUUGCAUACAGUUUGUCUCGACAACCUAUUUUAAUUCCAGUAAUGGCUGACAUUGAAACCCAUGCACUCUGUGGGCGUGUAUUUUUCUGCAGCCAAGGCGAAAUUGUUCUUUUUUGGUGCUGCUGCUGCGUUACAGUGUCUCCUGAAGAAGCCAAAGAAAGGACAGUAGUUAAAUACUCAGCAAUCCCAGCACCGCUGUUAUCUGAUAGAGGGAUAUCUAUUUCUUUAAGGCAAGCAUGGAUUAUGAUUCAAUUUAUAAGCUUAGUACCCAUUAUUCGCAAAUUUAGCUUGUUGAAAUGGCAUGUCAGAGUACAUAAAUUCUGGGCGCAUUCUUCAUCUAUUAAUCGAUGGUAUUCCUUCCUUUGCGAUGAGAUUGCAGAGAAGAGGCUUAAGUCUACCAUCUUCGUGAUUAACAAGCACAUGCUGGUUCAUCUUGGUUAUAUCAUGAGAGAGAAGGGUCCGCUGCGAGUGUAUAGCUGCCGUCCAAUUGAAUGCCUUAUUAGUGCAUAUCGAGCUACAAGAGGGUCCCGGAAAGAAACAAGAAAAAACAUGGAUAAUAUCCUGUUUUGUAAGGCCGGAAUACGGCAUUGCCUCAGUGGUCGGUCUGCUGUUGUGAGACCAACCGACAGAAGGACCGGCAGCUUCGAGGUCGCGAGUGAUGAUGUUGUUGGUCCCGAGCUUUUGUCGAGCCCAACAAGAAUGUUUCUUGGUGCUGUGGAGAAAGAGAUGUGCAUGAAUUACGGUAAUUUAGUGAGAGACACUGACGAGCUUGUGGGAGUAAGUAACAAGAGUUAUAUCUUUAAAAGUUAUGGAUUUAUUCGAAAAUUCUUCUUCCAUUCUGUCUUGGGAGAGACUAGUCUCUUUUUUAUCGAUGAGCAUCUGUGUGGCGCUUGGGCCAGUAAUGAGGGGAUGUUCCCUGUGUGGGAAAGGCUUACGCUCAGUGAGAUGAAGGUGGUGGAGGUGAAGUCCAUCAAGGGGAUGACUGGUCUUAUUGACGACAUUAACAAUGAGAAUAUUAGUCAUGUGGUAUUUCCUCAUCCACGUCAUUAUGAAUAG
Molecule: messenger RNA, 1233 nt
Organism: Phycomyces blakesleeanus NRRL 1555(-)
Lineage: Eukaryota; Fungi; Mucoromycota; Mucoromycetes; Mucorales; Phycomycetaceae
Exons: 6
Coding region: 1-1233 (410 amino acids)
Source: RefSeq, a predicted model, not a curated record